GUGGGACUGCUCGAAGCCCGGGGGCUCUGCCGCUUCUCUAAUUUGUACCCAUAGUCCGGGACAGCCCGCGGAGUCGGGAGUUCGGCGCAGGGAGGAGCGGGGCGGCCAGGGCGCCAAGUCCUGGGUCCACUCGGGUCUCACGGGAACUGAGGGAGCAGCGGUGGAGGGGCGGGUGUUGGCCGCGGACCCGCGUCGCGCCCAGGACUAAGGGGCUGGGAGUGGCGUGGUCACGUGGGGAAGCAGGUCUCCUUUCGUCUAGAGUGGGGGUGCCUAUGGGAAGUCCUUCUUGCGCCCAUCUUUUGGACCCUGAUCCAGCAACUCAUUUGGAUGCCAACCCGGUCCCCAGGGCCUCUUGGCUGCCAACUCCCCUUUCGGCCCCUGAUUCUGUGCUCCUACCCCUCACAAACUGGAUCUACUCAGCUUGGGCAAGGCCUCUCUCCAGUCAUGCCAAAGAGGAAAGUGACCUUCCAAGGUGUGGGAAAUGAGGAUGAUGAAGAUGAAAUCAAUGUUCCCAAGAAGAAGCUGGUGGACCCUGUGGCUGGGGCAGGAGGUCCUGGGAGCCGCUUCAAAGGCAAACACUCUUUGGACAGUGAUGAAGAUGAUGAUGAUGAGGGGUCCAGCAAAUAUGAUAUCCUGGCCUCAGAGGAUGUGGAAGGUCAGGAAGCAGCCACACUCCCCAGUGAGGGGGGUGUGCGGAUCACACCCUUCAAUCUACAGGAAGAGAUGGAAGAAGGCCACUUUGAUGCUGAUGGCAAUUACUUCCUGAACCAGGAUGCCCAGAUCCGAGACAGCUGGCUGGACAACAUUGACUGGGUGAAGAUCAGGGAGCGGCCACCUGGUCAGCGCUCACCGUCAGACUCAGAGGAGGAGGAUAACCUGGGCCAGACACCACUGAGUGCCCAAGCCCUCCUGGAGGGUCUUCUGGAGCUCCUGUUGCCAAGAGAGACAGUGGCUGGGGCACUGAGGCGUCUGGGGGCCAGAGGAGGAGGCAAAGGGGGUAGCAAGGGACCGGGGAGGCCCAGUUCCCCCCAGCGCUUGGACCGGCUGUGUGGUUUGGCCGACCAGAUGGUGGCUCGGGGCAACCUUGGUGUUUAUCAGGAGACAAGAGAACGGUUGGCCAUGCAGCUGAAGGGGCUGGGAUGCCGGACCCAGGGACCCCCUGACCCCAUACCCCAACCUUCUCUGGACAUGUUUGCUGAGGAAGUGGCAGAGGGAGAGCUGGAAACCCCAACCCCUGUCCAGAGAGGAGAAGCAGAAUCACCAGGAGAUGGCCUGGUGGAUGUGAUGUGGGAAUAUAAAUGGGAGAACAAAGGUGAUGCUGAGCUGUACGGGCCCUUUACCAGCACCCAGAUGCAGACCUGGGUGAAUGAAGGCUACUUCCCUGAUGGUGUUUAUUGCCGGAAACUGGAUCCCCCUGGUGGACAGUUCUACAACUCCAAACGUAUUGACUUUGACCUCUAUACCUGAGCCUUCUGAGGGCCAAUUUGGUGGCCCUUUCUUUCCUGGACUCUAUGGAGGAGGCCCCAGCUGCUUCAGGCAGUGAGGAUAUUGGGGGCCACUUUCAGUUAGUUUUCCCUUCCCAGUAAAAGCCUUUAGUUGUGUA
Molossus molossus (Pallas's mastiff bat) is the source of this 1603-nucleotide messenger RNA. RefSeq names its product CD2 cytoplasmic tail binding protein 2 (gene CD2BP2). Gene Ontology annotation, cellular component: U5 snRNP. Gene Ontology annotation, molecular function: protein binding. The record is from RefSeq and is a predicted model, not a curated record. Lineage: Eukaryota; Metazoa; Chordata; Mammalia; Chiroptera; Molossidae. Bases 328 to 1467 code for a protein of 379 amino acids. The transcript is spliced from 7 exons.